GUAUGCUGAUGUACGACAGAUAAGGUUGUGUCACACAUAUCAUAUUUCCGUCUCUGUGACUUCCUGAUUUCUUUCUCUUGCUUAUGAGAUUUUGCUGUGUCUCGCUCUGUUUCCUGUACCUGUCUGAACUGAAACAUCCGUGAACACUGCAUCCAUCUUCACGCCCAUCCACUCGUAAAAAAUCUAAUCAGUGUGCGGGGUGGAGCAACAAGGAGGUGUGUAUGUGAACAGGAAUCAUUUGAAAGAUUCUCACUUUUCUCCCUCCACUGUGAGUGUCACCACAUCUAGACCUCUUUUUCCAUGCUGCACUGAUACUCCAACAGAGCACAGAUGUCAAACGCAACAAGCGGAGUGCUCCUCUGCCCCCUGCUGCAAGACAUGCGGAAUCACAGCCUCAACAGUAACAGCCAGGCCAAUAUGGUGGUGGUUUGCAUCCACGGUCUGUUAUCCUGCCUGGGGAUUCUGGAGAACGCUCUGAUCCUCUGGGUGGUUGGCUUCCGCCUUCAGCACAGCACCGUCACCGCCGUCUGGGUGCUCAACCUAGCCCUGUCUGACUUCCUAGCCACCCUGACCCUCCCCCUCUUCACUUCUUACCUCUACCACCUCCACAGCUGGGAGCUCGGCAACGCACUCUGCAUGACACAGGCUUCCAUCUUCUUCAUAAACAUGUUUGUGUCAGCCUUCCUGCUGGCCGCAAUUUCACUUGACCGCUUGCUUCUUGUAGUCAAGCCAGUGUGGAGCCAGAAUCAUCGGUCAGUGGCAGGAGCAUGGAAGGUGUGUGGAUUAGGUUGGCUAUGGGCUGCACUGAAUACAAUACCUUACACCGUGUUCCGCUCAGUAACUGAGAAACAGGGUGGGGGGAAUUUGUGCUAUCAUAAUUUUGCUUUGAUUUUAUCCUCUCGAGCCACUUUGGAGAGAGACUGCGAAGUGAGACAGGCAGCAACAGCCAUCUCCAAGUUGCUGCUGGCAUUCCUCUUUCCCUUGGUGGUGAUUGCAGGGAGUUAUGUCCAAAUAGGUCUCAGCCUGAGGAGCAGGAGCAUGAGCAGGAGGAGGAAGCAGAGCACCACCAGACUAACUGAUGCACUGAUCAUGUCAAACAAAGGCCGAGCAUCAGGAGCUACAAACACAACAACUAACAUCAUCCUCAAGCCUCCGUCCUCCAGUCCAACUUUAGCUUCGACGCCAACUACCAUGUCCGCCACCAUCUCGAAUCAGACCAAUCUGGGCCAGCUGUCCCAGAGCUUCAUCAAAAUGGUGACAUUUGUGAUCACUGCAUUUGCACUGUGCUGGGCUCCCUAUCACAUCUUCUGCAUCGUCGAGCUGACGGCACAUUACUGGAGGAACAAUCUCAAAGUGGUGGAGGUGGGCCUUCCCCUCGCUACAACCAUCGCAUUCUUGAAUCCGGUGUUGAACCCCAUUCUGUACGCCUUCAGCUGUCCACACUUCUGCGUGAAAAUACGACAGAGUCUAGGAGCAGUGUUUGACGGACUGGUAGAAGAGGAUGGAGGGUUCCUAGUCGCUCAAGGGAAGAGCAUAAGAGCUCAUAUAAGGCGGAGAAGCAGUCGAGAUGUGAGCCCUGCGACACCAGGGUCAUCAAAGGGGUCAUCAUCACCCUGUAAAUCACCUGUCAUCCGACCUGCCUUCCCUCUGCCUUUGGCCUCUGAAAACCUUGAAGAUCAUCAAAUGGACAAAACAGGACAAGAAUCAAAAAUUAUGAUGGAGCAAAGCUGAGGUCCCACUUGUUUUUGAUUUUAUAUGUGUGUUAAUGGUAUGAUAGAUGUAUCCUAAUUCAUGACACAUACGUCUUAGUUUACAUGUAAGCCUAAUUCAGUCGAAGGACUUGGACAUAUUGCAUAAAAACUGAGGCUGCCGCAAAAUGUACUAAGGAAAGGAGUCAGCAGGAAGGUUUGGUUGACUACCUUUAGCCUUGCUGGCGACAUGGCUCUACAUCUACAGAUAGCAUUGUCGAUCUGGGUCCAGUCUAAAUAUCUGAUCAACUACAGGAUGGAUUCCUGUGAAGUUUUGUACGGACAUUUGUGCUGCUGAGAGGAAGAAUCCUUUUGUGAUUCUUUGACUUUUUCUCUCUGGCAACCAUAAGGCUGAUAUGUCUGGUGACAUUCGAGAGAAAAAAAUAUUACGUGGCCACAAAAUAAUUACGCAUGCAUGGGGACGAGAUAAUAAAUCAUCCAAGGCAUCCAAGAGCCCCUUAUAGAGGCUACAUCAUGUGAUAAGAUGCAUCCAAGAGGCUUCUUCAGUUUAAUUAGCCAGGGCUUGUUAGUAAAGAACAGAUUCAUAGUCAUUUAAAUUAUUCCCACAACUAAAUAACUUGUGGCCGUGACUUAUUUAUCUAGUUCGCAAGCGUUAUAAUUUCGUGGCCACGUAAUAUUUUUUUAGGAUGACACUGUUGGUUAUAUUGAAAUAUCUCGUAAACUGUGUCAAAUCCUGUGAAAUUAGGUACAAGCAUUCCAAAGAAACGGUUAAAGAAAUCCUAACAGGACUGCAGAGGAACAAAGGAAGAAAACAACAAUACAUUCCUCCUGCUCUAAAUUAUGUUUAUUUAAAAGUCAUUUUUGCAAAUUCUUAUGUAGUUUUACCUAUUUUGGCCCCUUUAGUGUAUUCAACUGAAAUGAGAAAUAAACACGAGUACCCAGUGCUUAUGGAAAAUCCACUGUUGUAAAUUGAGUGCCCAUGCUAUGCCCAUUCUGGCCAUCAGAGAGCAGUAUAGCCCUGAUUGCUUAAACAGACAUGAAAUUAUAUGGUAGGAUUAUGCUUUUCAGGUCCUGUAAUCCAGGAGCUUCUAAAUCUGAACAGCCUAACGUCAGGCCACCUUUCUGAGUGAUUGGAUUUCAUCAUGUCUGAUAUUCAUUUUGAUUGACUGUCUCACUGCCGCCGCCACAAUCGUCUGGUUCCAUCAGACUCAAUUGGAAACAUGCAGCCACACAGGCCGAGGUGUAAUUUAGGCCACAGUAGCAACAGGAUUGCCAUGGAGGUAGUUGUAAUUUGGUGAGAAUAUCGGAGGGAAGAUCCAGAAUAUAAACACAGUGCAGGAUUAAACCUAAACGGGUCAGACUGACAUACAAAGUUCCACUUCCCUCUCAAUCAUUCAGUUCCAACAGAUUAUCUUUCUCUGUCUCUCUCUCUCUCUCUCUCUUUUCAUACUUUUUUGCUCAGUCUACAGCAAACGCCAGAGAAAGGGGAGGAGAAAAUACUGAAAAAUAACAUACAUUUAAUUGAUGUGUUUGAAAUGUGUUCGAUGUGAAACAUGUGCAUUGCAGAACAAGACUGUAAUGAAAAUGUAUGUAGAGGCACAGGAUCAGCUGGUGGCUCAUUGGUCAAUUUGCCAGUUUUGAUAAACAAAGAAUAAACUGCAUUUUACAGGGUUGAACAUCAUCUCAAUGAUCUGCACAACUUCAUAAUAAAAGUAUAACUCAAAUUCA
Hippoglossus stenolepis (Pacific halibut) is the source of this 3437-nucleotide messenger RNA. RefSeq names its product prostaglandin D2 receptor 2. Lineage: Eukaryota; Metazoa; Chordata; Actinopteri; Pleuronectiformes; Pleuronectidae. Gene Ontology annotation, molecular function: G protein-coupled receptor activity; complement receptor activity. Bases 331 to 1731 code for a protein of 466 amino acids. Gene Ontology annotation, cellular component: plasma membrane. The transcript is spliced from 3 exons. The record is from RefSeq and is a predicted model, not a curated record. Gene Ontology annotation, biological process: complement receptor mediated signaling pathway; phospholipase C-activating G protein-coupled receptor signaling pathway; positive regulation of cytosolic calcium ion concentration.